AUGGGCAUCGACCUGCCUGACGACCUGCCGCGGUCCACGCUGGACGAGUUCAACUACUUCAUGGACACACAGAAGCUCAGGAUCGCGGUGUCGAACAUGGAGAACGCCAACACCCCGGCAGAGCUGCAGAAGAUUGUGGAGCAGGUCAUACGCAACCUGCAGCAGCUGCCGCCCGUGCCCAGCGUCGGCAUACACGACGCGCCGCCGCCCACCAGGGUGCCGGACCUGCCCGAAGAGGACAUGGAGACCAAGGGGGGCGGCCAGGCCCACCAGGACGCGCGCGUGGUGAAGGAGGGCGACGAGGAGGUCGACAACGACAAGGACGCGAGGGCGGCGGCGNCCGCCGCCGCCGCCGCCGCGGCGGGCACGGCGGAGGGGGCGGAGGCAGCAGUGGAGGGCGGCGCGGCGGCGGCGGACGCGGCGGAGGCCGCGGCGGGUGGCGGCGCAGCGGUCUCGGGCGGGAAGGCCGCGGGCGGGGAGCCGGUUCUGGAAGCUGACGAGAAGCUGGACACUCUCUCACCACCGCCAGAGGGCGUGGCGGCUGCGGCCGUGGGCGGUGGCGAGGGCGGGGACGGCGACGGCAGCGGCGGCGGCGGNCGGCGGUGA
Monoraphidium neglectum is the source of this 606-nucleotide messenger RNA. Its product is annotated as histone deacetylase 1/2. NCBI's taxonomy places the organism in Eukaryota, Viridiplantae, Chlorophyta, Chlorophyceae, Sphaeropleales, Selenastraceae. The record is from RefSeq and is a predicted model, not a curated record. The coding region runs from base 1 to 606 and encodes 201 amino acids. The transcript has 4 exons.